Phyllostomus hastatus (greater spear-nosed bat) is the source of this 4648-nucleotide messenger RNA. RefSeq names its product solute carrier family 26 member 7 (gene SLC26A7). Gene Ontology annotation, cellular component: membrane. The transcript has 19 exons. Gene Ontology annotation, molecular function: bicarbonate transmembrane transporter activity; chloride transmembrane transporter activity; oxalate transmembrane transporter activity. Lineage: Eukaryota; Metazoa; Chordata; Mammalia; Chiroptera; Phyllostomidae. The record is from RefSeq and is a predicted model, not a curated record. The coding region runs from base 220 to 2202 and encodes 660 amino acids. Gene Ontology annotation, biological process: transmembrane transport.
AGCCAAAAUUUAAGACUACAGUGAAUAUAAGGGAAUUUACUGGUGAGAGAGCUGUAGACCAACUUAACAUUGAACCCAUUCCUUUUCCAAGAUCGGAAAAAUAGUAACAGGAACCAUUUCCCCAUAUCAUUCAGCGUUGACGUUAUAAACCACAGACGAAUUGGAGCCUCACACUGAAAGGAGGAAAACUUUUGUUUCGUACAAGAAAGGUUCUGAAAAAUGACAGGGACAAAGAGGAAAAAGAAGAGUGUGCUCUGGAGCAGGAUGAAGAACCCCCAUUGUGAAGACUUGGAACAGUGGGGCAGAAGGAGGCUACCUGUUUUGGAAUGGGCACUACAUUACAAUCUGAAAGAAGACUUGCCCCCAGACACUGUGUCUGGGAUAAUGUUGGCAGUUCAACAGGUAACACAAGGGUUGGCCUUUGCUAUUCUCUCAUCUGUGCACCCAGUGUUCGGUUUAUAUGGGUCUUUGUUUCCUGUCAUCACUUACGCCAUAUUUGGAAUGGGACGUCAUGUUGCCACAGGCACUUUUGCCUUGACAUCCUUAAUAUCAGCCAAUGCAGUGGAGCGUCUUGUCCCUCCGAGUAGCCAGAACCUAACUGCACAGAGUAACACAAGCAUGCUGGGCUUAUCUGACUUUGAGAUGCAAAGGAUCGGUGUUGCUGCAGCUGUUUCCUUCUUGGGUGGUGUGAUUCAGGUGGCCAUGUGUGUGGUACAACUGGGCAGGGCUACGUUCCUGCUGACGGAGCCUGUGAUCAGCGCCAUGACAACCGGGGCUGCCACACAUGUCGUGACUUCCCAAGUGAAGUAUUUCUUGGGGAUGAAAAUGCCCUAUAUAUCUGGACCCCUUGGAUUCUUUUAUAUAUACAUAUAUGUCUUUGAAAACAUCCAGUCUGUUCAACUGGAAGCACUGCUCUUAUCCUUGGUGAGCAUUGUGGUACUUGUUCUGGUCAAAGAGUUGAAUGAACGGUUUAAAAGGAAAAUUAAAGUUAUUCUUCCUGUUGAUUUAGUUUUGAUUAUUGCUGCAUCAUUUGCUUGUUAUUAUACCAAUAUGGAAAACACAUAUGGAUUAAAAGUAGUUGGUCACAUUCCAAAAGGAAUUCCUUCCCCUCACGCUCCCCCAAUGAACAUCCUCUCUGCAGUGAUCACUGAGGCGUUCGGAGUGGCACUUGUAGGCUAUGCGGCCUCACUGGCUCUUGCUCAAGGAUCUGCCAAAAAGUUCAAAUAUGCAGUUGAUGACAACCAGGAACUUUUGGCUCAUGGCCUCAGCAACGUGAUUUCUUCCUUCUUCUUCUGCAUACCGAGCGCCGCCGCCAUGGGAAGGACCGCUGGCCUCUACAGCACAGGAGCAAAGACACAGGUGGCUUGUCUAAUAUCUUGCAUUUUUGUCCUGAUAGUCAUUUAUGCCCUAGGACCUUUGCUUUACUGGCUGCCAAUGUGUGUUCUUGCAAGUAUUAUUGUUGUAGGACUGAAGGGAAUGCUCAUACAGUUUCGGGAUUUAAAAAAAUACUGGAAUGUGGAUAAAAUCGAUUGGGGCAUAUGGGUCAGCACAUAUGUAUUUACAAUAUGUUUUGCUGCCAACGUGGGGCUGUUGUUUGGUGUUGUCUGUACUGUAGCUAUUGUGAUUGGUCGCUUGUCAAGAGCAAAGACUCUGACUAUAAAAAACAUGAAAGAAAUGGAAUUUAAAGUGAAGACAGAAAUGGAUGGCGAAACCCUGCAACAGGUGAAAAUUAUCUCAAUAAACCAACCACUUGUUUUUCUGAAUGCAAAGAAGUUUCAUACUGAUCUGAUGAAUAUACUCCAAAAAGAAAAUGCCAGCAGUCAGCCACUUGAUGAUACCAGCAAGUGUGAACGAAACACAUUGCUCAUUUCUUUAUCCAAUGGCAGUAGUUGCAAUGAAGAGGUGUCACAGCCCCACUCAAAUGAGGAGUGUUCUUUGAUCCUGGAUUGCAGUGGAUUGACCUUUUUCGACUCAUCUGGAGUUUCCAUGCUUGUCGAGGUUUACAUGGACUGUAAGAGCAAGAAUGUGGAUGUAUUUUUAGCCCAUUGUACAGCUUCCUUGGUAAAAGCAAUGAAGUACUGUGGAAAUCUAGACUCAGAGAAACCAUUUUUUUUUAAAUCGGUAUCUGCUGCAUUAAGUAACAUCCAUUCAAAUAAAGUGAGACAAAAUUUGAGCAAACUCAAUGACCAGAGUGAAGUUUGAGACCAUUCCUGCCGCAGCAUAGCUCUAUCUGUUAGCAGCUGCCCUGAAGAGGCCAUACUGUACUUUGUACAACCUUUUUCAGUUGUUUAGAUCCUACAGAUGAGCUCUAUUACAAGUAUGAUAUGACUUCAUAACCACGGAGUCCUUGUUGAAGAUUUGCCAGCAAUUUUUUUUUCUAAUUUCUGUUAGUAAGUAGAUUCAUUGAAUAGAUUAUUUAUAGUUAUUUUUAUAAAAAUUGAUAUCAUUUAGUUUUAGUGUGCUGAAAGGUAAAUGUGAACUUAUUUCUUUUUCCACAGUAGUUUGUGUUAUUUUAUUUCUUUUUAGUUGUAAGUUAAUUUGUGAAACUGAGAAAUACUUUGUUGUAAGAGCUUUGGAACAUUUGUAAACUGUUUAUAAAAAUCCAAGAUCACCUAUAACUAAUAUACAGAAACAACUUAGCAAAUUGCCAUUUUCCCUUUUGGAAAAAAAUUAAAUAUCAAUAAGGUUAAACAUUAUUUUAUGUGCCAUGAUAUGACAUCACAGAAAAUAAGUCAAACAGAAACAAAUAACACACUAGAAACCAUUGUUCUCCACACCGUUCCAUGCACGGCAGUCUUCAGAAAUAUUUUUACGAUGACUGAUAUCCCAAAAAAAACAAGUUCUUCACAUUAGUCUCUUUUGCUGUGAAUAUUAGAAAUGCUUAGGAAGCCUUAAGACCUGAUACCCCUGAUUUCCACAUCCCCGCUUCAUAAGAGUCUCUGUUUUCAGUUUAAUUUUGUUGGAGCCCAAGAAUGUGGAAAUUGCACUUUUUUUCCCCAAAUAUGAGUUUUAGGUGAGAAACCAUCACCAGUAAAUAGGAUAGUUUUGUGCUAUUCUGAUGUAAGAUUACAGUUGUUUGAUACUUUCCUAUUUCAGAGAGACAGUCAAUAUAACAUAAUACAUCUCUAUAUAUUCAUUUAUGUAUGCUUUUCUUUUUCUUUUGUUGGAGAGCUUAGAUAUGUGAUUAUUUGUAAACCCACCAAAUCAACAGGGUAAUUGACAAACACCAUAGGCCAGACUGACCUAUGUUUCCUUUCAUUCUUGUACAUGUUUUUAUUUGCAUGCAAUUACACUUGUUCAUAUUUUUAUCUGUCAAUUUAAUCUACCUAUUAAGAAAUCUCACUUUCAAAGAUAGGUGUGACUACCUAAUUAUGUUUAAGUCAUAAGGCAUUUUAACUGUUUUAGAAAUUACCACUAUAACACAAAGCCAAACACUUUAAAUGAGUUUGAGAAAUGGGUUGUAAACAAAAUUGAAAGAUAAGUAAUUUAGAUGUUUUUGCGGACAUCUGUAAGAGUAAUUUCUAGUGCCUGCAAAUGUGUGGUUAACAUUCAUGUGGCCCUUAAUUUUAAUAUUAAGUCCUGGGUAGGACAAGGUAGUAAAAUGAAAGGAAAAUAAUAAAUAUUUCAAACUCUUGUAGUUUAUCCAGCCAUUUCAAUGUGGGUUGACAUGAACUAUAAAGAACACUCUGUCCCCAAGAAUCCUCAGUCCCUUUAUCAGUGAUCUGAAUUGGAAUGAGUGAGGCCAGGUUUCAUUCCCGUCAAAUAAUAUACCAAGAAAAGGUGGAGGUAAUAAUUGAAGGUAAAAUUAGCUCAGAGGAAGAAAUUCUACUCUGUCCAAUUAAAUUAUUCUAAUGGUGGAUGGUAACAUUUACUAUCCCUAAUCCAUUGGUCGUUGGUAUGUAAACAUGAGUCAAGGAAAGUUAAAAAAAUAAAAUAUAUUUUUCCAUCUAUAAAUUGAUAUUUUUCUAUGUGACUUUGGUCUAUAAUUAAAUUUAUGUUCUGCAGACAUUUUCUAAUUUGUUAGAGAUCAUGGCAUUAAAAUUAUUAUAUUUAAUCAAUAGAUGGAUUUUUCUAUUUUAUUGUUGAUGCUAACACAGGACUCCUGGAGCAGAUGUAUUUGAAUGCAUUUCAGUGUUUAUAGAAGUUUAAUGGGUAAAACUUAAAAGCCAAAAACUUUGGUGUCCAAUGUUAAUAUUGUCUUUAAAGCAAAGAAAGACCAAAGCAUGUACCAUAUCUAGAACCUGUGUUCUAAGACUUGUUCUGCACACCAAGGUAACAAUGAGUGUUGACCUUGAGAAAGUCCUUGGAAAUGAGUUCUGAGAGGCUGAUAGCUGAAUAUGUGUUUCAGACACACAAAAUUCUAAACCAUAAAUGUUUCCUUCAAAGCAGGCACUAACAGCACAAUGUGGUCUAGAUGCUAGAAUGUUUCCAGUGACACUGAAUGAUUUUCAUGAUAUUGUCUUUUUUUUUACAUGAUUAAAUACUUUCAUAAUAUUUAUUAUGGCAAAAUAAAUUGCAAAAUUAAAACUGACCUACAACAAUGUUAAGGACCUAAUAAACUGACAUAUAUAAAUUAAUAAUAAAAUAUGUAACCAGGAAAAGACUAUUAACUUUACAUUUAUGCAAAAUAAAUGCCUUUAUAAUUUUA